Molecule: messenger RNA, 4941 nt
Organism: Bursaphelenchus okinawaensis
Lineage: Eukaryota; Metazoa; Nematoda; Chromadorea; Rhabditida; Aphelenchoididae
Source: the annotation of a GenBank genome assembly
AUGAAACCAAAAAACGUUUUACUUUCAACAAUUUUUCUUCUACUACAACUACAGUAUGCCUACAGCCAAAGCAAUAAUAACAAAACUUUAAAAUUGGAGCAGAUAUUAAACAAGACAGAAGCGACAACAGAACGACCACAUCUGUCUGUCAUCAACUUCAACUUCCAUCAUGCCGAACUGCCAUUGUUUUUAUCAGCUGCUGCAGUUGGUAUCAUCAUCUUCAAGUCUCUGUACUAUGCUUUUCCUCAUCUGAAGGGUAUCAUACCUGACUCGUCAAUGAUGCUGAUAGCUGGUAUUGUAGUCGGAGGCUGCUUACAUUGGUUCUUUCCUGAUAGGGUAGGUUGUUUUGCUUGAUAUUUGGUCUUUUGUACGUGUUGAGGCAUAGAAGCACGUUAGAAUUUGAAAAAAAGUUUUGUCGUCAAUAUGUAUUAGUUUUGAACGUUGAAAAACGACAAGACUUUUUACCAGGUUAUUCAAAUCAUUCUGUGCCUACUAACAUAGAAAAUUUUCUCUGAACAGAGCAUGUAAUUGUUUGAACAACUUACAUUGGUAUUUUUAUUAAUCUUAGAUCGUUCACUUAAUUCUGACCGCUUCUGUUAACCCAUCUGGUUUUUUUACAUCGUUAAAAAUUACGGUUUUCUAUGUAAAAUACGGUUUUUGAACUCUAAUAAACAAAAACUCAAAAGUUAUUUUUCAGGAAUUCCGUCUAGAACCCACCUGGUUCUUUUGGGGUAUGUUACCCAUGAUUAUCCUCGAUGCUGGAUAUUUUGUGCCAACCAAAGACUUUGUAAAUAAUAUUGGUGCUAUCACAUCGUUUGCUGUUUUUGGUACUCUCAUGAAUAUUUUCUUGACUGGUGAGUUAUUUUUUUUUAUUUUUUGUUUGAAAAACACGUUUCGCAGCUGCAAAAAGCUGGGCGCAGUGCGCAGACUAAAAGUUAGGGUUUUUUAAAAGUUUAUGGGGGAGUUUUUAAUGUGAUACUAUAAAGUACGACUUAAAAAAUCAAAAUCUUUAAUUUAGGUAACAAACAUUUUUUAAAAAUUCUAUUUUGGAAUUAUUAAAAAUAUUAUUGUAGGUACCUUACUUUACAUAAUAAAUGGCUAUUUCUCGCUGUUUGUAACGCCGAUGAGCGUUACUGACAUUCUGAUAUUCUCAACGUUGAUCUCGGCCGUAGAUCCGGUGGCAGUAAUCAGUGUGUUCGAAGAGAUACACGUCAAUCGUCAGUUGUACAUCUUGGUGUUCGGAGAGAGUUUGUUGAACGAUGCCACUACUAUUGUGAGUUUAAUUGGGGCUAAAUUUUGUAAAAUUUGAUAAAAUGUUUUUUUUUGUUGUCUUAUACUGAAAAAGAGGAUUCAUUACCUAAAAUUGGAUCGUUUUAGCGUUUUUAUUGAUAAGAAAGCGGUAUUUUUAGGUAACAAAUAGGUUUUGCCAUUUUUAAGCAAGGAAAUUUAUUGGAAUUGAUGACAAGACUUUUUCGAUGCAUUUUAAUACUAAAAUAGAGCUUUUUUAUUGAUAAAACGAUUUUAAAAACAUAAAAAUAGCAAAGAAACAAUAAAAAUAUUAAAAUUAUAGGUAUUUUACCACACAUUCCAACAGUUCUCAACCAUUGGAGCCGAGAACAUAGUGCCAAUGGACAUUUUGAGAUGUAUUGCUUCAUUUAGCAUCGUAUCUUUUGGUGGUAUUUUAACUGGAAUCAUCUUUGGAGGUCUUACCGGGCUUUUAACAAAGUGAGUUUUAUAAAAGUUGUUCUUUACCAAACAGUUUUAUAGCUAAAUACCACCAUGUUACAGUUAAUGCUAACUAUAAAAUAUAAAGUUACAGUAAACAUUAACUAAAACAAAAGCUUUUUCACUUUAUCGUAGAUUAAUCAACCUCAUUUUAGAUUGACAAGGGAUGUAGAGCUGUAUCAGCCUCUGACCUGCCUCCUCUUACCUUAUUUUGCGUAUUCUGCAGCUGAAGCUGUUGGCGUUUCUGGAGUGUUGGCUUUGAUGUUUUGUGGUUUGACAAUGAAAAACUACUUAGCAGUCAAUGUAAAAGACUCUUCCUUGGUAUCUUUCAAUUACAUGCUCAAAACAUUGUCUUCUUUGUAAGUUUAGUGAUGUUUUAUAUUUUUAAAAGCUAGAAAAAACUAAACUUUGAAUAGAAAUUGGGGAAAAAUAUGAUUUUUGAGUCGAAAAAUAUAAGAAAAGUUAUUGUUUUAGGUAAUAAAAAUUAAAAAAUAUAUUUUUGAGGUUUUUGAUGUCAUAAAUUUAUUUUAUAGGCUCAAAAUUUUAAAAACUAUUAAAUUUUUCCUUUUUCAGCUGUGAAACCAUGAUAUUUGUAAUGCUUGGAGUGUCAGCUGUGUCUCGAAACCAUGUUUUUGAUUUUUGGUUUAUUAUUGCCACUUUAUUCGCUUGUUUCAUCUUUAGAUUCAUUAGUAAGUCAUUAUUUUAUUUAUAUAAAAGUGUGAAAUAUGCGUACCGUAUUUUACAAAAAAUUUAAAAAAAAACAUAAAAAUCGUAUUUCACAAAUACUCAAAAACUAAUUUUAAAUUUAAAAUUUUUUUUAGCAAUCUACUCAAUGACAUAUUUUUUGAACAAAGCGAGAGAAGAAGCCAUUUCUCUGGUGGACCAGUUUGUGAUAGCAUAUGGUGGUAUUAGAGGCGCUGUUUGUUAUGGUUUAGUAGUAGCACUGGACAAAGAUGUUGUUGGAGCUAGAGACAUGUUUACUACAACUACUGUUUCUAUUAUUCUAUUUACUUCACUUGUUCAGGUAAGAUACCAAAUUAUAUUAUUUUCAAGCUUUUUGGUCGUGGUGCUACCGUGUUUGGUAGCUUAUAGUAUUGUACUGCUUUAUAAUUGAUACCUUGGCUUUGUGCAUUGUUAGUAUAGUAUGGUAUUGUGCUGUUCUUAUAAAAAAUUGAAAGUACAACAUCGUGCUUGAAUUUCCAUAAUUAAACAAAUCACUUUACAGGGCGGCACAGUGAAAUGCCUGGUGAACAAACUGAAAGUGAAGCAUGCAGAACCUGAAGAAGAAACAACUUUGUUUGAACUUGUUAUGAAUGAGGUUGGUUUCUUUAUUAAUAAAUUUUUAAAUAUUUAUUGAAAUUUUGACGAAAAUGUGGAAUCAACCAUAUUUUAAGUUUCAUAGAUUUGUAAAGGUGCUGGGCUUAAUUUUUUUAGUUUACAUCAAGGCCGUUUUACACUUUUUUGCAAAUAAGAUCUUUGCUGCGGGAGCUGAGCUGGGCCUCUGAAAUUUUUGACUCUUGGGUACAUGUGUAUCGGUUUGUUUCUGCCUAUUUUCAACUUUCCUCGACUUGGCACAUCUUGGGCCCUCGUUCAGGUCUUUUUCAUGGGUUAAAGUAAUUUUUUGGUUUUUUAGUUAAAAUACGUUGUUUCGUUUUUCUUGAGGCAAUUUUAUAUAUGUUUUCGAUUUUUAGACAGCUACAAACUUGAUGGAAGGUAUCAGUGCUAUAGCAUUCGUACAGCCCGAGAAAAAGGUAACCUUCGAACUUUUUUUUUAUUUUCAACCUUUAAAAUACGGUUUUUAAUAUCAAUUCUACACGUUUCAAAAAGGCAUAUUGAUACCACUAUUUUUAACAAAUAUGUCACUAAAACCACCAUUUUCAGUACAAAGUUUACUGGCGUCGAGUCUCCAGCUUCUUGAACCGCCACUUAAUGGUGGAUGGUCAAGAAUACAAUAGUAAAUGUCGCAAAAUAGUGGCACAUUCUCAACAAAUAAUGAUUUCUGAAGCUGUGUCUCAGAUCAAGAAGUUUGGAUCGUAUCGAUUACUACCAUCGUAUCCUUCGAUGAACACUAUGAAUACAUCGAAAUCAGUACCAGCGAAUAUGAAUGAACAUGCUGAAGAGAUGAAUGAUAUCAGUUUGAUGGUACCCCAACCUGAGAAUAUGGUACGGAUCAAGCUGGAUGAUGUGGAUGGUAUGGGCGAUAGGAAGAAGUCGUUGAGGACUAUAUUCAAGGGGGCUGUCGCUGAGAUUCCUGAAGAGGUGAGGUUAUAAAAGGUCAUAAAAAGAUUGAAAAAAAUUAUAAAAUAGCAGUGAUUGAAUUGUCAAAAAACAUUUUUUCUUUUUUUAGCUGGAAAGCAAAUACAAAUUGACGGCAAGAUUUACAUCACAAUAUUACUAUGAAUAUUAUAAAAAACUGUUUUUUUCAUUGGUUUCUUAAGGUUAUUAUACCUAAAAAUCAACAAAAUUAAAAGAAAGAGCUAACUUAUAACUUUAGAAGCCUCAAAUGUACUCGCGUCACUUCAUGCACGAUCCACGUCACUUCCCUUAUGAUCGACCAUUAACUCCGUUGUUUGAAAGUGAAGAAGAUGAAGAUCCAGAUGGCUCUAAAAAUUACCUAACCUUCCCUAAUACAGAAAGAGACUUUUUCGAAAUGAACACAUUCAGUGUGCCAUUAAGGAAAAGGCUGAACAGUGAGACUACCAGGCCUAGCAUUCUGCCUGGACAGCGUAUGUUUUUCUACUGUUUUCUACAGUACUUAACCCUAUCUUAUUUACUCUAAUCUGCCGUACCGUACCCUACAAUACCCUACCCUAUCUUACUCUACCAUGCUCUACCCUACCCUACCCCACAAUACCCUACUCUACCGUACCCUACUGUACCCUAUCCUACCAUAUUUUACCCUACUCUAUCUUACUUUACUAUGCUUUAUGAUAUGUUACCGUAACCUACCCUAUCUUAUCCUACUCUAUCUAGACUUAUUUUUUUUCAAUUUCAGCUACCCGACCGAGAUUUGAAGUAAAAAUGGUCAGAAAUCGUCAGGCGUCGAAGCGACGUCGUAACAGCUCAACCGGUCCGGAUACGGAACGACUUAUGAUUAAUGCUCAACCUGGUACUAGACACGACUCAUUGAGACGAGGCUCUACUCCAGCCAGACAUUUACAUCCAACUGGUCAUCGGCCGAAGGUCAAGUUUGCGAUUGAGGGGGAUUCACCGUAA